AGACGAAUGAUAGCACUAAACAUAAAAGCGUCAAGGGAGUGUGCGCACAGGUGCUGUGUGAGGGGGGAACAGUGAAGGUGAAGUACCUCGGCAGCAGUGAUUUUCAUUCUUGCCCCGAGGACACUCAAAUCUCAGUGACGCUGAAUGGUUUUGAGCAAGAUGGAAAGAUCAAGUGCCCGAAGUACGGCGAGGUGUGCACCAUUGCCGGCAACGGCAGCAGCCUUGUCGUUCCGAGAGCGUUGGAGGAUGAUAAGCGAGAGGAGCAAGAGGAGAAAAGAGAAGAGUCCGUGGCUGCUCCGGCGUUGUCUCCCGGAGCUGAAGCUCGUACAAAGGCGUCCCCUGCCGAUUUGCCCGCGGCGGAGCACUCGUCUGAAGAGGGACCCAUUGAAGAAGCGUCCACUGCAGAGGCGUCUCCUCCAGGUAAAAACUCUGAAGCUCGAGUAGUGGAAGCGGCAUCGAAGCAGCCUCAACAAGAAAGUGAAGCAGAAGAAAUGACAGCGGUGGAGGCAUCUGCCACUACACAGCAAGUGCCGGCGAAUUCAUCGCAGGGAAGUGUGGGGUGGGCGACGGUUUCGAACAUCCCUGCCGUUGGAGAAACAACGGGUGAUGGUGGCACUGUGUGUGAGAGCAGGGCGUUGCCGUUGCUCUUCCUGCUGUUGGGACUGUGGGGGUUUGCCGCUCUGUGA
Trypanosoma cruzi is the source of this 686-nucleotide messenger RNA. RefSeq names its product surface protease GP63, putative. The annotation marks the transcript as partial. Gene Ontology annotation, cellular component: membrane. The record is from RefSeq and is a predicted model, not a curated record. The transcript has a single exon. Gene Ontology annotation, molecular function: metalloendopeptidase activity. Gene Ontology annotation, biological process: proteolysis; cell adhesion. NCBI's taxonomy places the organism in Eukaryota, Euglenozoa, Kinetoplastea, Trypanosomatida, Trypanosomatidae.